Messenger RNA from Octodon degus (degu), 2008 nucleotides. It is a transcript of the gene Polr3d, whose product is annotated as RNA polymerase III subunit D. The record is from RefSeq and is a predicted model, not a curated record. Gene Ontology annotation, molecular function: DNA binding. Bases 160 to 1365 code for a protein of 401 amino acids. Gene Ontology annotation, biological process: transcription by RNA polymerase III. Lineage: Eukaryota; Metazoa; Chordata; Mammalia; Rodentia; Octodontidae. Gene Ontology annotation, cellular component: RNA polymerase III complex. The transcript has 9 exons.
AUGGCGGCGCCCACUGCUUGCCACGCAGACUUCCGCCCGGCGCCGAGACUGAAGGCUGCUGGGGAGUCGCGUCGGCCGUGAAGUGACGCGCGGUGUGGCGCUGCGGCCCGUUUGCAUCUCAACCUCGAUCCUGGCUGAGAGGCUUGAAGAGAGGGCGACAUGUCAGAAGGAAAUGCGGCUGGCGAGUCCAGCACUCCAGGAGGGCCACGGCCCCUCCUGACUGGAUCCCGGGGACUCAUCGGGCGGCGACCCUCAGCCCCUCUCCCUCCGGGCCGCCUUCCCUCCAUGCGUUCCAGGGACCUCACCCUCGGGGGAGUCAAGAAGAAAACUUUCACCCCAAAUAUCAUCAGUCGGAAGAUCAAGGAAGAACCUAAGGAAGAAGUAACUGUGAAGAAGGAGAAGCGAGAGCGGGAUAGAGACCGCCAGAGGGAGGGUCAUGGACGAGGCCGGGGUCGCCCAGAAGUGAUCCAGUCCCACUCAAUUUUUGAGCAGGGCCCUGCAGAAAUGAUGAAGAAGAAAGGGAACUGGGAUAAGACAGUUGAUAUGUCGGACAUUGGGCCCUCUCAUAUCAUCAACAUCAAAAAGGAGAAGAGGGAGACAGAUGAAGAAACCAAGCAGAUCCUACGCAUGCUGGAGAAGGAUGACUUCAUCGAUGACCCUGGACUGCGGAAUGACACACGAAACAUGCCUGUACAGCUUCCACUGGCUCACUCGGGGUGGCUUUUCAAGGAAGAGAAUGAAGAGUCCGAUGUUAAGCCUUGGCCGGCGGGUCCCAAGGAAGAGGACAUGGAGGUGGACGUUCCUGCUGUGAAAGCAGUGAAAGAGGAGCCACGAGAAGAGGUAGAGGAGGAGGAGGCUAAGAUGAAGGCUCCUCCCAGGGCAGCUAGGAAGAUGCCCAGUCUGCCGAAGGAUGUGUCUGUGGCAGAGCUGCUCCGGGAGCUGAGCCUCACAAUGGAUGAGGAGCUGUUGUUCCUCCAGCUACCAGACACCCUCCCUGGCCAGCCGCCCACUCAGGACAUCAAGCCUGUCAAGACAGAGGUGCAGGGCGAGGAUGGACAGAUGGUUGUCAUAAAGCAGGAGAAAGACCGGGAAGCCAGGCUGGCAGAGAACUCUUGUACUUUGGCUGACCUGACUGAGGGCCAAGUUGGCAAGCUGCUCAUCCGCAAGUCAGGGAAGGUACAGCUCCUCCUGGGCAAGGUGACUCUGGAUGUGACCAUGGGAACCACUUGUUCCUUUCUACAGGAGCUGGUGUCUGUGGGCCUUGGAGACAGUAGGACAGGGGACAUGACAGUCCUGGGACACGUGAAGCACAAACUUGUCUGUUCCCCUGAUUUUGAAUCUCUCUUGGAUCACAAACACCGGUAAAAUGAGCAGAUGGAGGAGGAUAGCAACUGCCACGGCUGCUGCCUGCUCCAGACAUUUUGUUCUCGCAUCCAUGUGACCCAGAAGGGGCCUGUGGAGCCCACCCAGACUCCAGCAUUUGGCAGCCAUCAUCUUGGUCUCCCCCCAUCCAGGGCCCUCGCAGCUCCCUCCCCCAACAGCUGUGAACUGCACUGUGACCUUCCCACAGCCUGGAUAUAGAUGGCAUGUCCCUGCUGCUGGGGACUUUUCCCUGCUAUUUAUUUUUAUAUUUAUGUUUUAAUCUCCUCAGUUGACUGCAUCUUCCCAAGGUAGGUUUCAUAGGUUCCUUGUCUUGGGGCCCCCAGGCUACAGAAGUGGGAAUGGACAAAGCUUCUGCUCUCUCCUUUCUUCUCAGAGGCAGACAGGAGAGAGAGAAGGGUAGAGUCUGAGACCUAAGCACUCAGUCCCAGCUUGCUGGUUCCUCGUUCUCAGCCCUUGGACAAACUGCCUAACCUUUCUGAACCUCAGUCCUCAUCAGUUGGAAAUGGGGAUGGUAACCUACCUCACAGAGUUGGUGUGAGGAUCAAGUGGAACAUUGUGGAUGAAAACUACCUGCAAAGCCCAGACUUAUUCCCAUAGCUCUCAAUAAACAGUACUUUUCUCUUUC